Molecule: messenger RNA, 1806 nt
Organism: Aedes aegypti (yellow fever mosquito)
Lineage: Eukaryota; Metazoa; Arthropoda; Insecta; Diptera; Culicidae
Gene: Fntb
Product: protein farnesyltransferase subunit beta
Exons: 4
Coding region: 147-1604 (485 amino acids)
Biological process (GO): protein farnesylation
Cellular component (GO): protein farnesyltransferase complex
Molecular function (GO): protein farnesyltransferase activity
Source: RefSeq, a predicted model, not a curated record
CGAAUUGUCAAAUCACAAAAGUUACCCAGAAAGAAAACAUGCGAAGCAGCAUCUGUUGUGGAAAAAGUUUAUAAAUUUUCGGCAUAUUGAAUGGUGAAAUCUCCCUCAAUCUAAUUCGCAAACUACCAAGAGAGGCGGACAUCAAAAUGACCACGGAAGAACCUCGCAAUCUAACGCAAUUCAAGCGCUACAAAACCGACGAAGAAGGUCGGAAAACUUUCUCGUCCAUCGAGCAGAUAAAAACGGAAGCAUCAAUCGAACGGUUCUACGAUCGCUACGAACAGCUGGCAGCUCUCGAUCCCUCGCUACCGAAGCUGCUGAGAACGGAACACGCUCGCUAUCUGGAGACUUCCCUGGAGCGGUUGUCCUGUGGGUAUGAGUGCCUGGACAGCAGCCGGCCCUGGUUGGUCUACUGGAUCAUGAAUGCGGCCAGCGUGCUGGGGAUCAAGUUCAACGACAGCUUGCUCAAUCGGACGGUGGAUUUCUUGAUCAAAUGUCGCGGCCAGGAUGGCGGUUUUGGCGGUGGACCGGGUCAAGAUCCGCAUCUGGCGCCGACCUACGCAGCCGUGAAUGCUCUCUGCAUCAUCGGUACUGACCGAGCACUGAAUGCGAUCAAUCGUCGAACGCUGAAGAAGUUCUUAUGGGCCGUGAGAGAGUCCAAUGGCGCAUUUAGGAUGCACGUUGGUGGAGAACUGGACGUUCGUGGGGCUUACUGUGCUAUAUCAUCGGCAAAGUUGGCUGCCUUUUCGGUGGAGGACGAAGCCAAGCUGUUCGAGGGCACGGCCAGCUGGAUUGCCGAGUGUCAAACAUACGAAGGCGGGUUCGGGGGAGCUCCGGAUUUGGAGGCGCACGGAGGGUAUUCCUUCUGUGCUGCGGCUGCUUUGGCCAUUCUGGGUGGAGAGGACAAAUGCGAUCUGAAUGCCCUUCUUCGGUGGGCUGUGAAUCGUCAGAUGGCCUACGAGGGUGGAUUUCAGGGACGGACUAACAAACUCGUUGAUGGAUGCUACUCAUUUUGGCAGGGAGCGUUGAUACCCGUUAUUCAGAGCCUGAUUGCCAGGAAGGAGAACUAUCCAGAAAUCAUGAACACGGCAUUGUUCAAUCGAAUCGCACUGCAGGAGUACGUCUUUAUCUGCUGCCAGAAACCAACAGGAGGGCUGAUUGAUAAACCUGGAAAGCCAACGGAUCUAUACCACACAUGCUACACACUGAGUGGCGCCGCCGUCGCUCAACACUGCGAAACCAGCAAACCGCCACUGAUCCUGGGCCAUCCAGACAACGAACUGCUCCCGACACAUCCCGUACAUAACAUCCCUCCAAAGUGCGUAAUCGAUGCGUACAAGUACUUCCUGAAGAACGAGCUGAUCGAAGCGGAACAUACCAACGGCGAGUGGAAUGGGGUCGCAGAGGACACCCCCUUGGCAGCGACGGCCGGUGCCGAGGUCGACGUGGUGGAUGUGGAAAUGAGAGAAAGAUCUGUCGAUUCGGAACGGUCCACUGCGAGCCGCAGCACGGUCCAAUCGGAUGCAACGGAUUCCAUGUCCGGGGCCACCACCAGCGGUACCAGCCAAAGAAGCUCCGAGGAACGUUCGGAGUCGAUCGAUUGAAGCGACGUCUGAGCGAUUGGAGGAAAAGAUUAAUCGGUUUGUUGGAAUUUAACUUAAGCGUUCGAAAGUGUUUCAGAUACAAAUAGAGAUCAGGGCCUGAUGUCGGAUACAAGUUAGCUUUACUCAGCUGUUCAAUACCUUAAUAAUACAUCUCUGGUAUAAAUUCAUAAUAAAUGACGCUAUAUUUAUAUACAAAAAAAAA